Molecule: messenger RNA, 792 nt
Organism: Bipolaris victoriae FI3
Lineage: Eukaryota; Fungi; Ascomycota; Dothideomycetes; Pleosporales; Pleosporaceae
Exons: 2
Coding region: 1-792 (263 amino acids)
Source: RefSeq, a predicted model, not a curated record
AUGCGAGGGAUUCGUGGUCGUAGAGGUAAUGGCCGCGGAGGAAUUGUCCGAAAUGCACAGCGUCCCUCGCCGACCGUUUUGCAAGUUGCGGAUGCUUCCAUACCGGCCUCUUUAGCUGCGAAUCGCCUUGUAGCACCUGCUGUCUCAUCAUUUGCUGCUGCUGAUUCAGAAGCUGGUGAGGCUGCUUUAUGGAAUAUCUGGAAUCAAGUGGUGGAAUACGCGUCGAAGAUGCCAGCCAAUAAGCUUGAUAGGGUGGUAGAAGUCCUCGCAGCCGUGGCUGACCUAAAAGAGCCGGCUGAGUUUGAAAUAUGGGGUGAGCAGGUUACUUGGAAGCAACUCCCAUUGCUGGGGCCUGCCAUUCGAGAGUGUUGGAACGAUGAGCAACAUGCAGAACCAUUCAAUAUGAAUGCACUCGCCGCCCGUCUUACAGCUGCUGAUCUGGUAGAUUUUUCUAUCUACGCGAUCUGGACGCUGCGUCGGGUAUUAGAGGACACAGCACCAGAUCAGAUUUACAGUAAAAGUGGAGACGAGGGGUGCAAAGCAGCUGCGGCAUGGUUUAUCUACGCGGGUAAGACUAUGCACGCGUUUUGUAAGGAGGGUAAAACAUACGAUGGUCGUGCUGCAGAACAGGGAAGCGAUAUUGUUGACAAAAACUGGAAUGGUUACAGUGAAGGGAGAUGGUGGCUUUGGGUAGAGCGGCUGGAGGAGGUUCAGAAGACUGUGGUGGACGAAGAUACGAAGAAAGUUUUACAAAAAGCGAUGGAAGCGAUUCAAGAUGCUAGUAGCGAGUAG